Diabrotica virgifera virgifera (western corn rootworm) is the source of this 610-nucleotide messenger RNA. It is a transcript of the gene mRpS33, whose product is annotated as 28S ribosomal protein S33, mitochondrial. The coding region runs from base 174 to 539 and encodes 121 amino acids. The record is from RefSeq and is a predicted model, not a curated record. Lineage: Eukaryota; Metazoa; Arthropoda; Insecta; Coleoptera; Chrysomelidae. The transcript has a single exon. Gene Ontology annotation, cellular component: mitochondrion.
UUUUCUCGGUUUCGACCUGUCCUUUUUCUAAUGUCUUAGUACCACUAGCAAACCAAAAUUUUGUAAAAUAAGAAGAAAUUAACCUAACAAAAAUUUUAAAAUCUAAAAAUUAUAAAGAUCUAAAUAUUGGAGGAAUAAAGUGUAAAUGUCUUGCUAGAGCGAUAUUCUAAAAGAUGAGUAAAUAUGCAAAAUAUACAGAUUUAAUAAAACAAACUACGGAGUAUGCUCGACGGAUGAACAGGCUAAGUAAUAGAAUAUUUGGAGAAGUUGUUCGCCCCACAAAUCCCAAGUCUAUGAAAGUCGUUAAGUUAUUUGCUGCAGAGCCAGUUCAUUUACAAAGAGAAGUAUAUGCUUACUACCCAAGACAUAUAGAAACCGGGAAGCUAAUGAUGAAGUUACGACAUUAUGGUUUAUACAGAGACGAACAUGCAGAUUUUCAAGAUGAAAUGGAUAGAAUGAGGGCUCUAAGAGGUAAACCAAAACACAUCAGGAAAUCAAAGGCCGAAAGAGAAAAAGAGGCAGCAGACAAGAAAGAAUGAAAGCUCUAAUUUAGUUGUAAAUGUAUAGAGUGUAAAUAUAGUUUUUAAUAUAGAAUAAUUUGUUAAAUUUA